Molecule: messenger RNA, 288 nt
Organism: Racocetra persica
Lineage: Eukaryota; Fungi; Glomeromycota; Glomeromycetes; Diversisporales; Gigasporaceae
Source: the annotation of a GenBank genome assembly
CCUACUAAUAGUUCAAAAAAGAUCUUAAAAAGUUAUAGCUCAAAAGAAUUCCCUGAAAAUUAUAGCUCAAAAAAAUUCACCCAAAAUUAUAGCUCAAAAGUCUCCAAAGAUUAUAGCUCAGAAAAAUUCUUUGAAAAUUAUCAUCACAACCCCAAAAAAAUCAAAAAUUAUAGCCAAAUAUUCGAAAAUUAUCGUUACAGCCCAAAAAGCAAAAAUUAUAGCCCAAUAUUCGAAAAGUCAAGUCAGAUUAUUUCCAAGGAAACUUCAGAUAACCCUAUCCCUAAUGAA